Drosophila elegans is the source of this 3520-nucleotide messenger RNA. RefSeq lists its product as uncharacterized. Lineage: Eukaryota; Metazoa; Arthropoda; Insecta; Diptera; Drosophilidae. Gene Ontology annotation, cellular component: membrane. Gene Ontology annotation, biological process: potassium ion transmembrane transport; stabilization of membrane potential. The record is from RefSeq and is a predicted model, not a curated record. The transcript has 3 exons. Gene Ontology annotation, molecular function: potassium ion leak channel activity. The coding region runs from base 328 to 3312 and encodes 994 amino acids.
UUUUCUCCACACUCUCAGCAGUUGGAUGCCAGCCGUGGUUGAGUCAGUCAGAUAUAUCCAAUUUAUUGGAUCGCGUCGCGCUCUGCACCAUCUAUAUAAACAGAUACAGACAUUCUUAUAUGUAAUUGCACUUCUGAAAUACAUAAAAAUAAUAUCGGAAAAUAAAGAAUAAAUCGGUGGAAAGUGUAUUGUCCAACAAUUUGAGCAACUGCAAAACGAUAAGCAUAUAGAAAAUUGCAAGCGAAAGUGAUAUAAUUACCCAGAGGCAUAUUUUCAUAAGCGGAAUAUGAACGCCUCGUUGGCCAGUUAAAAAUAGAUGGCCAUAGCAUGAGCACGAGCAUGAGCACGAGCACAAAGAUAGAUCGCGAAAGUAGCGCACGGCUGCGGCUGGACAUGAUGGAGCAGCCAGUGGACGCCAGGCAGCAGCAGCGCCAUCGACGCCGCCUAGGUCGCAGCCACCGUGAGCCGACGCCCGUCACCGAUGUCCUGCCGCAGGACGAUGCCAGUCCCGAACACUUCCCGGAUCCCUCACCCCAAAUGGUGCGCAUGCAGAUACGACCGCCUGGCACUCUGUCCGCCCACGAGAGCAAGAUCCUGCGGAAGCGGGACAAGAGCUUCGCCAGCUCCACGGCACGCAGUCAAUCGCAGCCGCGUGAGGCCGAGAAGCUGAGUAGUCCGGAUGCCAAUCAUCUCAUCAAGCAUCGCAGUCUAUCCUCGCCGCGCCACAAGGAGGAGUCUAGCGAGAGUGAGCUGACCACCGGCAGCAGCAGCCAGCAGCAGAGGGCCAUGGCCAUCCCGAAUCUCGGCCAGACCCAGGAUACCCUCACCCGAUUGGAGCAGAAUCUGCAGCGGUUCGAGGACGAACGCAGGCGUUUCGAUGCCGAGAAACGGCUCUUUGAGCGCGAGAAGCGGGAGCACAAGAUGCGCCACCGCCAGCAGCUGGACAAUGAGGAGAGGAAACGACUCCUGCAGAGCUACCGCAAGCUCAGCGAUCGCAUCCAGCUGCCGCAGGACGAGGAGGAGCGCCGCCGGCUCAUCCACAGCCUGCGGUUUCAGAGGCAGGAGGCACCCAAGGUUCGGGCACGGAAUCGCAGCAGCGGCUACGAGGAAUCCUCCACCCAGUUCAGCUCCUCCGAAGCUGAGGCGAUGGAGGAGAUUCAUGCCAGGCCACGACCCCCCAAGAUUCCCCAGGGCUAUGUGGCAGCUCCGAUUCGAGGAGCCCCACCACCACCACCAUCACAAGCUACUGCCCCACCCAAACCACCGGAAAGACAGUCCGUGAGUCGCAACAACUCUCUGUCGCCCGUGAGACCCCAACGAAGGUCCAAGACUCCGGAGCAACGGCAGGAGAUCAGCCGGAAGCACGAGUACGUGGAGGUGGGCGAGUCUAGAGCAGAGGUGCCAAAGCCCAGGAUCACGGAGGCGGAACAGCAAUCAGAGCUGAUGCAGAAGUACAUGGAGGCAGCCGAGCGGGCGGAAAAGGCAGAGGCUGCUCUGGCGGCCCAAAAUCUGGCGGCGGAGGGAGUGCGUCGCAGCCACAGCUUGAGAUUGGCCGAAAAGGAAGAGAAGCCGCCAAAGCGCAGUUCCAGCUUAGAGCGUCCGCUGAGAGCCAGCCAGAGAUCGGGCGGCAGUCUGGAAAGGGGUGGCCAAGGUGAGGAGCCUCUACCCGCCGAAGAAUCUAUUCCCGAACCAGAAGCUGAGCCAGAAGCAGACCAGAUGCCAGAUCCAAAACCCGAACCCAAAUCAUCCCUCUGGCAGCGAAUAAAAAAUAUAUUCCGACGAAAGAAGGUGGUUAAAAGUAAAGAUGUCACAGAUUUACCCACAGUAAGCCAGCCGGAGAAGUUGACCUCCAGGACCUUUCUCUACCACCUACGGGUGGAAGCCGCUCAUGAGUGGCGGCGCCUGAAGUUGGACUACCCCCAGCGGGUGGAGGAGCUGCGUCAGCUGCGCAACAAGUGCAUUGCCUACCUCAUCUGCCUGACCAUGCUGCUGGGAUUCGGAGGACUCAUGUUUCGCUAUACGGAGGGCGCCUCGGAGGACAUCUACAAGUGCGAGGUGCGCAAGGUCAAGCGGGAUUUCGUCGACAAACUCUGGGACGUCAGCCACAACAUGAGAGAGGAGGACUGGAAGUCUCUGGCGCGUCAGAAGCUGCGCAAAUUCGAGGACGAACUGAAUACCCUGGCCGAGCUGGGACUGCGCCGUUUUCCGGGCCAAAAGUCAUGGAACUUUGUCAAUUGCUUUAUCUUCUGCUGGACCGUAAUCACAACCAUAGGAUACGGCCACAUCACACCAAAGACGAACCUGGGAAGAUCGCUGACCAUCGUCUACGCCAUCAUCGGCAUCCCCAUGUUCCUGAUCGUGCUGGCCGAUCUGGGAAAGCUCUUCACGCGCUGCGUCAAGUUCCUGUGGGCGUAUGUGCGGCGUGUGUACUACACUCGAUCCUGCCGGAGGAUCCGGAAGCAGCAGCAGAUCCGUGAUGCGAUGACAGGGUUCAACACAGUCUACGACAUGGCCAUUCGACGGCCCAGCAUGUUCUUUGGGAAGUCGGGUGAGGAGAACGACGAGGAGUCGCAGGCAGAUGCGGAGGCAGGCCGAUCGCUGGGCACCUCGCACCCGGAGACGCCCACGUCGCCGUAUCCGGAGACCUUCGAGGUGGACGACGAGUUCAACCUGCCGGUGUCGGUGGCCUCGCUCCUGCUCAUCUCGUACAUCCUGCUGGGCACCUUCGGCUACACACUGGUGGAGUCGGAAUGGUCACCCCUGGACGCCUUCUACUACGUCUUCAUCUCGAUGUCCACCAUUGGCUUUGGCGAUUUGGUGCCCGGCAAUCCCUUCUACGUGAUGGUCAGCAUGAUUUACCUGAUCUUCGGCCUGGCCCUCACCUCCAUGUUCAUCAACGUGGUGCAGAUCAAGCUGAGUGACCACUUCAAGCGGGCCAGUGCCAAGGUGGGCGCCACCAUCGGCAUGAACAUGGCCAGCGAGUUCGGGGAUGAGGGCGGCUCGCAGGUAAAGACGCCCUCGGAACUGGCCUCGGUGCACGGUUCGCGGCUGGACAGGAUCGAGGAGGAUGGUCAGGAGGCGAACGGCCACGGUAGCUCCCCCCUGCCACCGCUGACCUCCAUCCUGCGUGCCCCACGUCCUCUUUCGCCAGCUUUUAGCACGGUGGAUGCCAAUGGCGAUGGAGCUGGAGCUGGAGAUGCUGAUGGCAAUGUCAGUCCGCCGCCUCUGCUGCCCAGGCGACAGGUAUCCGUGGAGCCACAGCCGCCGGCGGAGGGGGAGAACAAGAAGAAGAAGAAGCAUAGAUUCUUCUAGGGACCCCCACAAAAAUUUAAAAAAAAAAAACCUGACAACCUUUACUGCUAGGGAACCUCAUAAAUGACAUGGCAAUUUCAAUCGAAUUUACCAGAACGCUGUUCUGAGCGAAGAUAUAUUUUCAUUUAAUUUGUUAUUUAAUUUUACUUAUCACAAUCGUAGGCUAAGACUAAUGUUAAUGAAAUAAAACAGGCGAGCUGACAACGCA